AUGGAAUCGAGAUAUAAUGCCAGCAACGAUAUCGCAGAUAAACUUGCGAAAUUAGAUCGUGGCUCCACCGUCCUUGAGCUCAUUACCAAAUUCGAGCAGGCGGAAUUCCUUAAAGCAAAUCUGAAAACCGAUUCUCUGUCGAAUAACCUGGGCAAGCCUUUGCUUGAUGAUCACUAUGCAGAUGGAGCAGCUGAAGGAGUCUGCUCGGCUGCGGUGAUGCACUGGCUUGAUACCGGCAACGUCCCCGCUCCCACCGAGAAUAUGGCUACAAAGCUGUCUCGAGUCCAAGGCUCUUUUGACCUUGACAAUGAGCGUGAAUACUUGAAAUGGGUCAGCAAUCUAUCAGGCUCUUUCAAGAAGCUCAAAGAACCUGUCAAAGACAGCAAGGGCUUGAAUCUCGACGACACCCAAGUUUUCAUCAACUAUCUGCUUGAUUUCUCGGGUAAGAUUAACACAGAGUUCAAGCUUUUCCUCAUCCUUUCUUUCCGGAAUGGCAUCAAACAAUGUGCCCAUGCGGUUGGCUGGAAUCUUGGAACCAGAAGCUUCUUCGAUCCCAAUUACGGCGUUUGGAAGAUCAAAACACCCGGUGCCAAGGAUAGCAUUUGGAAUUUCAUCCCUUUCAGUAAUGGUUCCGACCCUGCCACAGACAUUGCCUCUUCACUUCUCGGUUUGGAUGAGAUUCGCAAUAAAUACGGGAAGCAAGUCUCUGUCAUGGCUAUCACUUUCUGA
Messenger RNA from Colletotrichum costaricense, 729 nucleotides. RefSeq lists its product as uncharacterized. The coding region runs from base 1 to 729 and encodes 242 amino acids. The record is from RefSeq and is a predicted model, not a curated record. The transcript has a single exon. Lineage: Eukaryota; Fungi; Ascomycota; Sordariomycetes; Glomerellales; Glomerellaceae.